Synchiropus splendidus (mandarinfish) is the source of this 1290-nucleotide messenger RNA. RefSeq names its product reticulocalbin 3, EF-hand calcium binding domain (gene rcn3). Gene Ontology annotation, molecular function: calcium ion binding. NCBI's taxonomy places the organism in Eukaryota, Metazoa, Chordata, Actinopteri, Syngnathiformes, Callionymidae. Gene Ontology annotation, cellular component: endoplasmic reticulum. Bases 85 to 1035 code for a protein of 316 amino acids. The record is from RefSeq and is a predicted model, not a curated record. The transcript is spliced from 8 exons.
CAGCGCGUACUUACUGUCCGUGUCCAGAAUUCCAGAACGUGGCUGAAAAUACAUCAAAUCAUACUUCAGCAUACUUCAGCCACCAUGCUGCUGGCACCGCUCUCCACCCUGUGCGUGGUCAUCGCCGUGGCCCUCGCCGUCCCUGCGCAGGAGAAGCGCGUCCAUCACCAUGCAGACCUGAGCGACCGUCCCCACGAUGAUGCCCACGGUUUCCAGUAUGACCACGAGGCCUUUCUGGGCAAAGAGGAGGCCAAGACCUUCGAUCAGCUGAGCCCUGAGGAAAGCAAAGACAGACUGGCGAAGAUUGUGGACCGGAUUGACACGGACAAGGACGGCUUCGUCAGCCACCCGGAGCUCUACUCCUGGAUCAAGCACCGGCAGAGGCGCUACAUCGAGGAGAACGUCAACAAGCACUGGAAGGACUAUGACAAGAAUGGAGACGACAAGAUCUCCUGGGACGAGUACAAGAACACCACCUAUGGAUUCUACCUCAAUGAGGAGUUCGAUGACGUGGAGGACAAGGCCCGGUACAAGUCCAUGCUGCGCAGAGACGAGCGGCGCUUCAAGAUGGCCGACCGUGACGGCGACGGGAUCGCCACCCGCGAGCAAUUCACCGCCUUCCUCCACCCCGAGGAGUUUGACUACAUGAAGGACGUGGUCAUCCAGGAGACCAUCGAGGACAUAGACAGAGACGGCGACGGGAAGAUCAACCUGAGCGAGUACAUUGGUGACAUGUUCACACCAGAGGAGGGCGAGAGCGAGCCGGACUGGGUCCUCACCGAGAGGAAGCACUUCUCCGAGUUCAGGGAUGUGAACCAGGACGGCUACCUGGACGCCAGCGAGGUGGGUCAGUGGGUCCUGCCUGGAGAGGUGGACCACGCUGACAACGAGGCCAAACAUCUGAUCCACGACACCGACACAGACAAGGAUGAGCGAAUGACAAAGCAGGAGAUUCUGGCCAACUGGAAUAUGUUUGUGGGCAGCCAGGCCACCAAUUACGGAGAAGAUCUCACAAAGAGACAUGACGAACUUUGAGUGGGUGAAUGGGGGCAGGGUUAAAGGUCUGAAUGGGGUUCAGUACCUCUCACACACACACACAGACAUGACAGCAUCAGUCACAUACUGUGUAUGUGACUGCUCCGUCCUUGUGUUUUAUAGGGCUGUUGUCACGCCAGCUGUCUCACACACACACACGCCUGACACACACACAUAUACACACACCCUCCGAGAGUAACGUGACUUUGGGAAGAGCAACUGUGAUGCUGAAAUAAAGAAUUUUUUUUACACUGG